Mollisia scopiformis is the source of this 1792-nucleotide messenger RNA. Its product is annotated as Methylthioribose-1-phosphate isomerase. The transcript is spliced from 4 exons. The record is from RefSeq and is a predicted model, not a curated record. Gene Ontology annotation, molecular function: S-methyl-5-thioribose-1-phosphate isomerase activity. Lineage: Eukaryota; Fungi; Ascomycota; Leotiomycetes; Helotiales; Mollisiaceae. Bases 284 to 1633 code for a protein of 449 amino acids.
CUUGCACCUCAUCUGCAACACCUUUUUUGUUGUUGUUUCUUUAAAAUGACCUUCCAAGGUUGUUGACCUACCUACCCCCACGUGCUAAUGAACUUUGAAGAGGGGUUGUUCUGCCAAGAAAGGCAAGCGGGGUCAUUCUGCCGACAUUCUCCGCCUACUGUAAAAACGUGUUGAUGCUUAAAAAAAAAAUCCAAUUCUCCCUCUGUCCAAACAUUUUUUGAUUAGCAAGGCAUAACCACUUCUUAAGCCCAGUCUAAUCGUACUGGUCCGACUUCCAAGAAUUAUGGAUCACGGACUCAAAGCUAUCAAGUACGAAAGCGGCAAGCUUCUCGUCCUUGAUCAGCUAAAACUCCCGCAUGAGUUCGUCUACGACAAUGUAUCGACGUGUGAAGAGGCAUUUGACUGUAUAAAAUCUAUGCGCGUCAGAGGAGCUCCUGCAAUUGCAAUUGUCGCAGCACUGGCUCUGGCGGUUGAGCUGUGGCAUAAGAAGGAUGAUGCUAGUACGAAGCAAAAUCUCGUGGAAUAUAUCAAUCGGAAAUUGGACUACCUGAUGGAAAGUAGACCAACGGCCGUCGACCUUUCCAACGCCAUCAGACUUCUCAAGACACAGACCCAGAAAGCUGCAGCUGAUACGACUACAUCCGACGAAAUACAAGCAUGUGAUAGUAUACGAACGCGGUUCGUCCAGGUUGCGAAGAAAAUCUUUGAUGAUGAUCUUGCCACGAACCAGAGAAUCGGAAUGUGGGGAGCAGAGUACCUGAGAGCAUUGCAACCGCCAGUGACCGAUGCCGUUGCUGCCAGUAACGACUUCAGGUACUAUACUACAAGUCCACCUGGUACUCAGGGGGCUUCUGAUCAGACGUAUAGAAAGAUCAGCGUCCUGACACACUGCAAUACUGGCUCUCUUGCCACAUCUGGUGUCGGUACGGCUCUAGGUAUAAUUCGCAAACUCCAUGAUAUGAACUACCUGGACCACGCGUACUGCACCGAAACCAGACCUUACAACCAAGGUUCCCGCCUCACAGCCUUCGAACUAGUAUACGAGAAGAUCCCCUCCACGCUCAUAACCGACUCCAUGGCCGCCUCCCUCUUCAAAACCUACAAAGACGAAAAGAACAUCACUGCCGUAAUCGUAGGCGCCGACCGCGUAGUCCGAAACGGAGAUACUGCUAACAAAAUCGGAACCUACCAACUCGCCGUCCUCGCCAAAGCCCACGGCAUCAAAUUCGUCGUCGCUGCUCCAACCACUAGCAUUGACCUCGAGAAGGAAAAUGGCGAUCUGAUCAAGAUCGAGAAUCGAGCUCAAACAGAACUCACUCAGAUUAGCGGAGCGGUGGUGGGUAAGGAUGGUAAGGUGGACGUCAACAAUACCGCUAGGGUAGCUAUUGCGGACCAGAGAAUCAAUGUCUGGAAUCCCGCGUUUGACGUUACGCCCUAUCAGCUCAUUGAUGCUAUUAUCACAGAACAUGGACCGGUGCCAAGGAACGCGAAGGGGAAGUUUGAUUUCAAGGCUAUCAUGCCGGAGAGGUGGAAGGUGCAAGUUGAGGAUGGAGAGGCGGUUGUGAAUGUGGCGGGGACGGCGGUGAAAAUGAACGGCAGUGAUGGGUUGCAGUUCCAGAUGGAGGGGGUUUAGUAACGAGACGAUUUGGGAUGAGAUGAGAUGAAUUCUUGUUGAUAUUGAAAAUGGUUGGCUUUACAAAAGGGAUCAUGGAUAGAUGAGUGUCUUCGGACUUUUCUAGGAUACUUUAAUUCAGACAUUGAGUGACAAGUCUGUUCUGUUAGUGAUGAUCCG